Messenger RNA from Olea europaea var. sylvestris, 1360 nucleotides. RefSeq lists its product as uncharacterized. The coding region runs from base 61 to 1317 and encodes 418 amino acids. The transcript has 2 exons. The record is from RefSeq and is a predicted model, not a curated record. Lineage: Eukaryota; Viridiplantae; Streptophyta; Magnoliopsida; Lamiales; Oleaceae.
CCAAAUUUACUUCUAUCUUCCAGUUAUAGAGACAGAAAUUAUUAGUUAUAGAGAACGAAAAUGAUGAACGUUUUGGCUUUAAGUCUUGUACUGACCACACUUGUAACAGCGGGUGUGUUUUCUCCAAGCCCACAAAAGCGCAAUCCAAGAGAAGAUGAUGUUAUAGUCAAAGAAGGGCAUAGAGUUGUGGUGGUUGAGUAUGAAAAAGAUGAUAAAAAUACCAAAGUUUCAAUUUCUCCUCAAGAAACUACAAAUUUUAAGGAUAAAUUGUCUGAAAAUAUGGAGGAUGCAAAGAAGAAAAUAAACGAAGAAGGAAUUCACCAUGGAUUUAGUCCUAGAGAGCUUGUGUGUGAUGCUUAUGGCAAGUGUAAGCAUAAAAUUGUCAGCGCCAUUGGAAAAACUAAAGAUACCCUUUCCGACAAGGCCCACGAGGCGGCUGAGACGGUCCACGAGGUGGAGGAGGAAGCAAAAGAGGCUAUUGGUAGUUUGAAAGAUAGGGUUACUCAUAAAUCCCAUGAAGCAAGAGAGUAUGUGAAAGAUACAGUUUAUGAAAAGGCUAGUGAAGUGAGGGGGGCGACGGAGAAGGCGAAACGGGGUGGUGCUGAAACUGCAAAGAAUCUACAAGGUGAGAUCGAGAGGAAUGGCUCGAGAAUAAUAGAUGCGGCAAAAGAAAAAGUCCCCGACAGCGCGAAAAAGGCAGGAAAAAUUGUGGGAAGUGCCUCAGAGAAAGUGAAGGAUAGUGCAGAAAGGGUUAAAGAAGAGGGGGAGAAAGGGUUGAAUCAAGUUCUACGGGGCAUUUUCGUGAGUGCGGCUCCGGUGAUGGGGAUUUUAGGUUUGUUGGGUUUAGCCACUGCUUAUGGAAUGUGUAUGUGGUUUACAUUUGUUUCGAGUUUUGUUUUGGCAGGGGCACUGCCUAGGCAGCAAUUUGCGAUGGUGCAGAGCAAGAUUUAUCCAGUUUAUUUCAAGGCCAUGACAUAUAGUGUAGGUCUGGCAGUUCUAGGACACAUUAUAUAUCGGACUAAAAGUUGGUCCUCAAUGAGACAGGAGAUUGUCCAAGGUUUCAAUCUCGGGGCACCUUUGUUGAUGAUUUUGGUGAAUUUUCUCUACUUGGAGCCUCGAUCCAGUAAGGUGAUGUUGGAGAGAAUGAAAAAGGAGAAGGAAGAAGGAAGAGGGAAAGAAGGGUCGGCCAGCGGUGAUGCAGCAGGUCGAGAGGAAGCGGCACAGCUGAAUCAAUUUUCAUCCUUACUCAAUGUUGUUACGCUAAUGUCCCUUACCUGGCACCUCGUAAACCUCGGACAGCAUCUUAAUUCAGUCUGAUAAUGCUUAAACUGAGCAGUGGAAGGUUUCCUCUUGUAUUUUA